AUGCUCAAGAGAAUUGAUCCUUUGAAUUCUGUCUUGGUUUCUUACUUAGAAACUAUUGAUACUUCUGUGGAAACCGGAAUUCUUCUACCACAUUCAUUUGAGAAGAAAUCCAAGAAGACAAAGAAACCGGUUGUUGGGUCUUCGGAUACCAAAGCCAAGUCUUCGAAGAAAACAAAGCUGGUUCCUGUGAUUGAACCUGAACUUGAUCAGCCAAAGCCUGUUGUUUCUGAUACCCAGGUCAUUGAAAACGAAAUAAUUCCUUCGAAGACUGGUGUAUUCAAGCGUAUUAAGAUGAAAUCGAAGACAAAGAGAAGAUCGUUGGGUACGAAGAUGGUUCUGAAACCACAAGUUUCUCACCAAGGAGUAAUUUUUAGAGAAGUUCCUGCUCCUAUGUCUCCUUCAACAAAGAAGAGAAUGGCUGCUGACAUGGCCAAACAUAUUUCCCAGAAGAAGAAGAGAAAAUUGAUCAUUUCUUCUGAUUCCACCACUGAUUACACAAAAGUUAUUUUGGAAACCCUUGAAGGAACUCUAAUUCUUGAUUCUUCUACCAUUGAUACUUCAGUGACUCAACCACCCGAAGUUUCAAUUGCCAAGAUAGUUUUUGUGGAGGCUCGAACUUCAGACAUCACUGUAAACAUAUCUGAUAUGGUUACUAGAUUUGUCAAACUCUUCGAAAGUAUGAGUCCUCAAUUUACUCUUCUUUCUGAAAAAGAAGAUAAGCAUUUUGGUGACUUGCUUGGUUUAUUAAAGGGAUUGAAGGAAUUAUCUAUCAAGCCUAUUCCUUCUUCGUUGAUUACUUCAGAAUUCUUGUCACAUAAUUUUUUGUAG
Lactuca saligna is the source of this 828-nucleotide messenger RNA. The record is from the annotation of a GenBank genome assembly. NCBI's taxonomy places the organism in Eukaryota, Viridiplantae, Streptophyta, Magnoliopsida, Asterales, Asteraceae.